GAAUAUAUGUAUUAAAUCAAAAUAAAUUCAAUAAUACAAUUAGAAUAAUUACUUAUGUUCAUACGGAUAAAUAUAUAAAUGGAUUUCUCUGUCUAUCACCAAUGUGAGAUUAGUUUCGUUGGUAAAGCAAAGGAAUUAUAUAUAGGUUACACGAUAGAUAUCCUAUCUCUUUUAGUACGGAUAAAAAUAUAAUAGAUAAACUACGAAGACAUUGUUGGUCGGCAAAGAUUAGUAAAUCAUUCUCACUAUUGUCUUUAUUAAAUCAUCAACGUGUAAGGCUUGAUCAAACUAAACUUUGUUCUUUGUUUUCCUAUGUAUAAUAAUAAUAAUAAUUCUAAUUGUAUUUGAUAUAUAUAUAUAUAUAUAUAUACACCGGGAAUCAACGUAACCAUAUAUACACACACGAACACACAUAUCUAAAGUGUAUCUACACAAAUAAGAAAAGGAAAGGAAAGAAGAGAGAGAGAGAGAGGGAGAGGGAGAGAAAAGGAGAGAGAGAGAGAGAGAGAGAGAGAGAGAGAGAGAGUGAUUAAAUUCCAAUAUUUCAUAAAAUAUAUAUAUAUAUAUAUAUAUAUAUAUAUAUAUAUACAUAUAUAUAUAAAAUAUUGAUAUAACAUGAAAUUUCAAGUUUGGUACGCGAUUCUCUUAAUGGCAAUCGCAAUGAUCAAAGCCGAGAUAGACGUAAGUAGAGAUAAUGUAUUCGAUAAUAAAGAUUUGGGAUAUAUUGUGAAGAAGGAAAGUUUCGGAAAUCAAGGACGUUCUUUAAAUGACGACGAUGACGAUGAUGAUGAUGAUGAUGAUAAGAAUUUGUCAGAAAACGAAAAAUUUAUUGAAAUUAAUGAAAUUGAUAAAUCAAUCGAAAAGCACUUCACCAUCAUAACCUCCAACUUGAACAGUACUGAUAAUAGUACUGUCAAAAUUGACACCACAAGUACCGUUAAAACCACCACCUCAACUACUGUGGAAAAUACUACCACAACUAUUGUGAAAAAUACUACCCCACCUACUGUGGAAAAUACUACCACAACUAUUGUGAAAAAUACUACCCCACCUACUGUGGAAAAUAUUACCACAACUAUUGUGGAAAAAACUACCUCAAGUACUGGCGAAAACACUAGCUCAACUAUUGACAAAAAUAAUGAAAGCACAUCAUCAGAAAUAUCAGUAUCAACCAUUGCAAGUUUGGAGGAUUAUCCAUAUCAAGUUCAUGGAGAAAAAGGAACAUGUAUAUUGUCGAAGAUGACGAUUUCAUUAACUGUGACGUACAACAACACAGAGAUGGAGGCUACUAAUAAAAUCUUGAACCCAUCGUCUUCUUAUAUAACGACCGAUGGUUAUUGCAGUGAGCCAUAUUCUGCUAUGCAAUUAACUUGGCCGUACGAAGACCUUGAAUCUAAAGGAAAUCUUAAUUUGACAAUGGCAAAAAUGAACAAUAUUACUUUUAGCUUGAAGAAAGACGAUGAAGAUUCUAAAUUUUCAGUUUUUCAAAUACUCGUAUCGAUACGUUUAGAUCCAUUUAAUUUUCCGGAUGCAUUAGAAGCAGACAUAUUGCAGACAACCGACUCGAAUUUAAUGUUAUUUAAAGCUUCUGCUAUUGAUGGUAAAUACAAAUGCAAUAUUCCAAUUGUUGUUAGAACAGAAUCGGUUGAAAUAACGUUGACCGACGUUGAAUUAAUAGCUUUCAAUACGGAUGACAAUAUUUCAUCGAGAUACGAGGAGAACUGUAUUCAAAAUAUUGAUGAAACUGUGAACAUAGGAAAUAUUGUUGGAAUAAUCAGUGUACUUAUCAUUGCUAAAAUAGCUAUUUGUUUCGUUGGAUAUAUGAUAUGGCGACGAUAAAGAAAUACGAUCGCUUUUAUGGACAUUUUUUUUUAAAAAGGGAAAAUAAAAAGAAAA
Molecule: messenger RNA, 1896 nt
Organism: Vespa crabro (European hornet)
Lineage: Eukaryota; Metazoa; Arthropoda; Insecta; Hymenoptera; Vespidae
Exons: 5
Coding region: 616-1839 (407 amino acids)
Cellular component (GO): membrane
Source: RefSeq, a predicted model, not a curated record